AUGCCGAAGUUCCCGACCAUCCCUUCGCUAAUAAGCUCCACAAGAGCCUCCUUCAAAAGCAUACCUUCGCUUUCACCCACAAAAGAACUCGUAUGUAACUACGAGACCAUCGAUAAUCUAGACGUUAUAGACGACAUCUGCGAGGACGCUUAUAAAGGUUACUCAAAGUGGUCGAGCCGACCAUUCGACGAAAGAUGUGAAAUUCUUAGAGCAGCUGCUAGUCUAGUUCAAAAGAACAAGGAACAGUAUGUCGAGGCUCACAUGGCUAUCGGAGCUGCGAGGCCGUUUGCUGAAAUCAUCACACAGAUGGCCUACCAGAACAUUGUGGAACAUGCUCUGCCUAUUUCUCGACCGGACGGCGAGGUUUUGAAAAGCAAAAUGAGUCAAUUGGCCAUGUCUAUAAAGAGCCCAGUGGGACCCGUGCUUUCAAUUGCUCCAUGGAAUGCUCCUACUGUGCUUUGGGCUCGGGCUAUAGCUGCACCAUUGGCCGCUGGAUGUUCUGUGGUUGCCAAAGCGCUGGAAAAGGCUCCGAUCACAUCUUACCUUUUUGCUAGGGAUUUCCAUAAGGCUGGCGUUGACAAGGAAGCUUUGCAAGUGGCUCAAUUUGCACCAAAGGACCAGCCUGAAGCGACAAAGAGACUCAUUGAGCACAGCAAAAUCAAGAAAAUCACAUUUACCGGAUCCUCGGCGCUUGGAUCCCAACUCUCCCAAAUCGCAGGAAGCGCUUUGAAACCUAUGUUGUUGGAGCUUGGAGGAAAGAAUGUGCUGAUCAUCACUCCAGAUGCCGAUCUUGAAAAAGCUGCAGAAUCCCUGCUAUUCAGUGCAUGGCUUCAUAAUGGCCAAAUUUGCAUGUGUCUUGAUAACUGUUUCGUACACAGCUCGGUCUAUGACGACUUUUUGAAAAUUUUGGUGAAAAAAGCCCAGCAACAGUCUGCUGAGAAAACUCCACUUAGAGAUGUUGAAGGUGCGGAUAAAGUCCGUGGAUUAGUGAGUCAGGCGCUUGAAAAGGGUGCUAAAGUUGCUUUUGGUGACCCCAAGCAGCUGUCUGACGCUUUUGUUCUGCCUUUGAUUUUGACUGAUGUGGAUAAAUCUAUGAACAUUUAUGUGGAAGAAACCUUCGGUCCUGUCUUCUCCGUCAUAAAGUACGACACGAUAGACGGUGUUGUGAAUGCAGUGAAUGACUUGAGAUUCGGCCUCAAGACAUCCAUUUGGUCUAAAGAUGUGUUGAAUGCAAUUGCAGUGGCCAAGAAAAUCGACACUGGCGCCGUUCACGUAAAUGGAUCAACUGUGCACGAUGAAGCGACAGUUCCCCAUGGAGGAGUUGGCCAGAGUGGUUUUGGCAGAUUCAACAAUAAGUGGGGGCUUGACGAAUUUAGCUUCGAGAAGGUCAUCACAGCCAACCCAUGA
This is a messenger RNA of Candidozyma duobushaemuli, 1407 nucleotides long. RefSeq lists its product as uncharacterized. Gene Ontology annotation, molecular function: succinate-semialdehyde dehydrogenase (NAD+) activity. The transcript has a single exon. The record is from RefSeq and is a predicted model, not a curated record. The coding region runs from base 1 to 1407 and encodes 468 amino acids. NCBI's taxonomy places the organism in Eukaryota, Fungi, Ascomycota, Pichiomycetes, Serinales, Metschnikowiaceae.